This is a messenger RNA of Pediculus humanus corporis (human body louse), 4398 nucleotides long. RefSeq lists its product as uncharacterized. The coding region runs from base 1 to 4398 and encodes 1465 amino acids. The record is from RefSeq and is a predicted model, not a curated record. Lineage: Eukaryota; Metazoa; Arthropoda; Insecta; Psocodea; Pediculidae. Gene Ontology annotation, biological process: intrinsic apoptotic signaling pathway in response to endoplasmic reticulum stress; protein phosphorylation; IRE1-mediated unfolded protein response. Gene Ontology annotation, molecular function: protein serine/threonine kinase activity; RNA endonuclease activity; ATP binding. The transcript has 10 exons. Gene Ontology annotation, cellular component: IRE1-TRAF2-ASK1 complex.
AUGGCUAAGGGCAAGAAAACUAAAAUAAAAACGGGGGUUCGUCGUCGACAAGACGUUAAUUCCAUUGGUAAAGAAAAAGAAAAAAAUGAAGAAGAUGAAGUGAGCAGUUGUUCGACGGAACCACACGAAACGAUAACAUCAUUUUUAAAACAAGAAGAAAUCCAAGAUUUAUUAAAUGCAAUUCAAACGAAAGAUUUGAAUGAUCUCCCCAUAUUGAUCGGAGCUACAAUUUUAGGAAAAAUCGAUCUCGUUAAAAAAUUUCACCGAGAAGGAUACACCCUGGAAUGCUACGAUCAAAAUGGAAUGACUCCUUUUCUAUGGGCGGUUAAACUUAAAAAUUUAGAACUCGUUGAAUUUUUCGCAUCGAAAGGCGUUAAAAUAUCAACAGAAGACGUUAAUGGCGACAAUUCUCUCAUUCACGCCAUCAAAUCAAAUUUUUGGGACGAAGAAUCAAUAAUACAAUAUCAUAAAACAUACGGAAAUCGUUUUUCUUUUAACCGCAAUCGAACGAUAUUUUCACAGGCGGGAAAUUCAGCUUUUCAUUUUGCCGUUAGAAAAUGUUGGAUAAAUUUUUGCACCAUUCUCAUAGAACUCGGAGUCAACGUGAACAGUUCGAACAAAAAGGGUGUCACGGGUUUAAUGAUGGCCGCCUCGAAGGGUCACGAAAAUAUGGUUUUUUGCCUUUUACGUCACAAUGCAGAUGCUUUUGCAGAAGAUCAAAGAGGUUGUACGGCUUUGUGUUACGCCAUAUCGAGAUCGAGUCAAAAAAAAUUAAAUAUAUCAAAUCAAACCGUGACGGGUCUAUUGAACGCUUUUCCACCGCACGAAAAAGAAAAAUAUUUGAUAAGACGAUUACAAGUAUUAAUGAAUCCGGGGAAAAGAAACGAUUCCGGAAACAUAAUCGAAACAUUUCUAUCCCCGGUUUUUUCUUUUUUUAUUAAAAAAGUUCAGGGAGGAUUAAGAAUGCUCAUAAAAGGAAAAGUUUUCGACAUUGUGUUCCAGGCGUUAAAAAAUCACAUUGGUCAAUUGGAUUACACCGUAUCGAUUUUGGGGAUAUUGGCUGAAAUAUUAAAUUACUGCGAUUGUUGCAUUUACAAAACAAAUCCCGACAUAACCGAAAGUGAUUUGUUUCAAUUGUUUUUAAAUUCGCAAUGUCCGAAAAUGUGCAUCAUAAUACUCAAACACACGGGAAUGUCGAAUUUGAAAAAUAUCGUUAACCCGACUUUUUUACCACUUUUCCUAGUUUGUCCGUCGACGAACGCGGGUCGAAAGUGGUUGCAAGAUCAUUACAACAUUUUACAACCCUUCUAUCAAAAAUACGACGACGAAUUCGAUAACAGUAAUAAGAAAAACAACAUUCAAAUGGACGACGUCCAUUUUAAAAAUAUAAAAAGAAAAAUUAAACUUUUCAGAAAUUUAAUGACGAAACUGCAGAACGGGGAAAAUAUUUUCGAUAAAUUUCACGCCGCCCCGGACAACGACAGCGAAAUGAUGCCCGUUGAAAAAACCAUCAACAGCAACAAAGACGUCGUGACGGACAAAGAGGAUUCAUCGUCGUACGGAAGUAAAAAAAUUAAAAAAAAACCUAAAAUCAAAACGGUUAAAAAAAAUUUAUUCGACGACGCGACUAAUAAAAAUUUAACGAGAAAAUUCAUCAUCGAUAACGCCAUGACGAUGGACGAUGAGAAAAAGGAAAAAUUGAAUAAAUCCGAUGAUUUGGUUCGAUUGAAAAUAAUCGCUUUGAAAUCGACCAAAGAAGACGAAUCCGUUCAAAUCCAAGAUGGCGACUUAACGGAAAAAAAUUCCAAAACUAAAACCGUCGGUUACGAUCCGUCGGAUUUAUUCGGACUUUUGGCCACGUCGCGAAGCACCGGAAGUUCCGACGAAAGCGGUUUGGAUAAUUAUAAAAAAAAUAUUGAAAAAAAUGAAAACAGGUUGAAACAAGUUGCCAAAGCCAUGAGCACGAUAUUUUCGACGUCGGACACGACAACCCUAUAUUCGAUUAAAAACGAAGUCGAUUUUAAAACAAAUUCCGGUUUGAAAAAUUGCAUAACGAGAAAAUCAAGCGAAGAAACGCUGGAACCUGUUAAAAAAGAUCUUUCCCCGGCUUUGAAUUACCUACAAUCCCUUUUCGAAGAUUUCAUAGCCAAACAUCAAAAAGUCUGGAAUUACGAAAGGAUGAACAAUUAUCCGGAUUAUAAAACGACCGGAAACGAAGAUAAAUCCGUGCAAUUGAUUAAAUUAAAAGUUGUGCUCACGCAAUUGGAAUCCCAUUACCUUCACAAACUCGAUCACGAAUGGGAUCUUUUGAUAAACGUCAUACGAAAUAAAGUUUGGUACAGCGAAGAAGCAUCCAACGACGUCAUUUCAAAACUCCAAGAAUUACUUUUGCAAAAGGAAUCGCAAAUAAUUGAAAAAUUGAAAAAAAUCGAAGAGGAAGAAAUUAAAAAUAAAUAUUUAGAAAAGAAAACAACGACGCAACAACAACAACAACAACAACAACAACAACCGCAACCCAAUGAUAAUUUAAAUAAUCACAAAGGUAUUGAUGACAUUCACCUUUUUCUCGAUAGACUUUUAGACUUGGACGGAUUAAAUAUGACGACGAAUUUAAAAUCAGAUACGUGCGGAAGAACGUUAGAAAAUGAUUUUACGUUAAAUCAAAGGAUGCCACCGAUAAAUGGAAACGUUUUGCAAAAAACAUCGAGUCAAUCGAAACUUUUAGACGUUGUUGACACGAGUAGAGAAUUUCCGCUAGAUUUGAGUCAAGGUUCAAGCGGUAAUGGAUUAGAGCUUAACACGAUAUUUUUUAACAAGGGUUACAAAUCCGAUUCUUAUUCAGAAAUAGUAAGCAUAGGGAGUAAAACCAAAAGCUCUCAAAGCAUUCCGACUCCGCGAAACGAUAACGAUGAUAAAAAAGAUCAGUAUAAUCUUUGGAAUAAAACAAGCGAUAAUCCUUUGCAAAAAUUAUUUAAAACGGUGAGAGAAGGAAACGAAUCCUCGUCAACGUCGUCGUCGUCGUCGUCGGCGAGAAAUCCAAACAACAGAUUUUUUUGUUGGGUCAACGAAAUAAGCAAUUUGAAAAAAAUGAUUAAAAACAGUCACGUACAAUAUGGUGAAAUAUUACUUCCGAACCCGUUGAAAAGUGGUAAAAUUUUACUACCCUACGGUGAAACGGGUUAUUUCGGAUCCGUCGAAAUGGGUUUGGAUCACAAGGGAAAUCCCAUGGCUGUGAAACACGUUAAAAAAUCUUUUCCAACAUCCGUCGACAUAUUGUCAAACAUAAUGAUAAGACUUAAAAAAAUUAAUAAUAAAUAUAUUUUACCUUAUUACAUGUCCGAAGGUUUUGAACCCAUAAUAGCAACUCCAUUGAUGGAUUUCAAUUUAGGACAAUAUAUUCUUCACCUGAAAAAUAAUUGCAUUUUAGAAUCUAAAUCAUUUGAUAUUAUUAAACAGGUAGUGGCUGGACUCCAUUAUUUACACACACAAAAACCACCAAUCAUUCACGGUAAUUUAAAACCUUCAAAUGUUUUAAUUGAUUCGAGUGGAAUCGUUAAAUUGGCAGAAUUUGGAAUUUCAGUGGCUCUUUAUUUAAAAAAACCCGCGCCACCAUGUUCGAUGAUAUGGUGGCCUGGAGAAAUUAUCACGUCGUAUAUAAAAGUAAAUAAAUUGAGGAGCACAUUGGCAGCAGACGUGGCAACCGCAGGAAUGUUAACUCAUUUUAUUUUAAGCGGAGGUCAACAUCCAUUCGGACAACAAGUUAAAGAAAUAGUUGACAAUUUAAUAUUGGGAAAAUGGAAUUUGAUAACACCUGAUAACGAUGCAGAAGACCUCAUCAGUUGGAUGUUAGUUUUUUUACCAGAAAAUCGUCCGACCAUUCCAGCUAUCGUCCGUCAUAUAUAUUUUUGGAGUCUCGACAAAAGAUGGAAAUUUUUAUUAACUUGUGCCGGAGCGUAUCCAGAAUCCGGAGCGACGAUACAUGAAAUUUCUCAGCUUCACACGUAUCUCGAUAUAAAAGCAAAAGAAAAUAACAUACAAGGAGAUUGGGAAUCUGUUAAAAAUUUAAGUCCGAAAUUAACGGGAUUACUUAAUUUUCUUCGAUUGUGCAUGGAAGACAGAAGACGAUUUCAAGAACUCAUAUCAAAUAGGAAUACCACCACCACGUACGAAGGAGAAAAAUUGGCUGUGAGAGAAAUAUUUAUGAAAACAGUCAAUGCGGUUACAGAUCAAAUACCACCGGAAGUAACCAAUUUUAUUCCUUAUUACUGUGAUUUAAAGAACUUUUUUUUUACUGCCUUUCCAGUUAUAUCACUGAGCAUAUAUAGAAUGUUAGAAAGUACCCAAUGGUUGGAAGUACCGUUUUUUGGACCUUUUAAUGAACCAUAUGAAUUAUCAUAA